AUGGCCAUGAAAUCAUUCAAUAGCUUGUUUGCAAUCAUGGCUAUUUUGGCUAGUUUAACUUUACUCAUUAAAACAUCCCACAGUUCUCCAGUUGAGGUUAAUUAUGCCCCAGGACCUUUGUCAGCGUAUGGCAAAUAUUUGAGUAACUGUGCAAGCAAGUUAAAACCAAUUUGUGGCCAAGAAAUAUUUUCAGGAGUAUUUGUUGGUAGUCACGCCGUCAGUGAUAAUUGUUGCCAUAGCCUAGUGAAUGACAUGGGAAAAUCAUGUCAUGUUGACCUGACCAAAUAUGGGGCAAGUUCGCCAACAUUCAAGAAGAACGCAACUGAAAUUAUGGAGAGAUGCUACAAGGUGUGGGAUUAUUGUAGUCUAGUUCACCUUCAUUAG
Messenger RNA from Lotus japonicus, 384 nucleotides. Its product is annotated as protein DOWN-REGULATED IN DIF1 11-like. The transcript has a single exon. The record is from RefSeq and is a predicted model, not a curated record. The coding region runs from base 1 to 384 and encodes 127 amino acids. Lineage: Eukaryota; Viridiplantae; Streptophyta; Magnoliopsida; Fabales; Fabaceae.